AUGGCCACCCAAGCACCAACCUUUACCAAACCCAACCGCCCCCUAACGUGGCUAAUAACGGGCUGUUCCUCAGGCCUAGGUCUCUCGCUAGUACGGGCUGCCCAAUCAAACGGCCACACGGUAAUCGCAACAUCACGACAACCCUCUCGCACCCCAGAGCUAGUGUCUGAGAUAACCCAAAACGGGGGCGAAUGGCACGCACUGGACGUCGACAGCCCAACCGCAGCUUCUGAGUUGCUAUCCAAACUCGAGUCUGCAGGCCACAAAAUUGACGUGCUGGUCAACAAUGCCGGAAACGCGAUCCUCGGGGCAGUGGAGCAGUUCUCGGACGAGGAGCUGCGGGGCCAAAUGGAGACCGUGUAUUUUGGACCAGGUCGGCUGAUUAGAGCUAUUAUGCCUGGGAUGAGGGAGAGACGGUUUGGGAUUGUUGUUAAUGUUAGUUCUGGGGCUGGGUUGGAAGGGAGGGAGCGUAUGGGUGCUUAUGCCGCGGCGAAGGCUGCUAUGGAUGGGUUGUGCAAGGUACUCGCUAAAGAAGUCGCGCCAUUCAAUGUCCGUCUUCUGACAGUGUGGUUGGGAGUGUUCAACACGCAGUUCGGGACUAGUUGUCGUACUCCUGCUAAUCCUUUACCGGCGGACUAUGGCGGUUCUGUGGAUACGCAGAUGCUGGAUGCUGUACAGGCUGGUAAGCAUGUUGCUGAUGGCGAUAAGGAAAAAGCUGCCAAGGCGAUAUGUGAAGUUGUCGUUGGCGAGGGUGUUGGUGCUGGGCGUGAGAAUGAGGAAUUCUUGCUAUUGGGUCGGGAUAUGAUUUCUCGCAUUAAAUUAGUGCGUGAUCGGCUAGAUCAUACGCUUGAUGUGUUUGGGGAUAUUGCUGGGAAUGUCUAUAUUGACCAGAAGGAAUGA
Molecule: messenger RNA, 900 nt
Organism: Penicillium vulpinum
Lineage: Eukaryota; Fungi; Ascomycota; Eurotiomycetes; Eurotiales; Aspergillaceae
Exons: 2
Coding region: 1-900 (299 amino acids)
Molecular function (GO): oxidoreductase activity
Source: RefSeq, a predicted model, not a curated record